UGUGCUGUUUGACAUUUUGGACGUGUAUACUUCUGCAAAUGCAAUCGCGUAAAUUGCACAGAAGGAAUGAUCAUACAAGUCAGCCCUUUAUGUUUUAUUCAUGUGUGCAUAAAAGUGUAGUCACAUACUGCACAUGACGUCGUUGAUGUAUCGCGACCGACCGACCGACCGGGCUAGCUAUGUAUGCUGAUCUGUCAGUACAUCACUAGUGACUCCAUACACAGCUGUCAGUAGCACUCACAGGCUUCAUAUGGAAGUCUGGAUGCUGUUGCUCUACUGUCUUCACUAGAUGCUGAAAGGCAGUUAGUCACAUGGGAUUAUAGUGGAUCUGUUGGAAUACAUGCUAUCCUAUAAAUACUUUAGGAAUAGAACAUACUGUAUGGUGUAUAUAGAGUUGUUGAAUUGGAAAGCUGGUCAGUGAGGACCAUCUCAUUAUUUCCCUACUGAGUGGACAUUGAUGUAGGUGGUCAGUGAAGACCGUUUCAUUAUUCCUGUACUGAGUGGAUAUUGAUUUAGGAAACAUGUCGUCAUCAGAUGAAGAAAUGUCUGAAAAUGAUUUUGAGUGGUGCUGGGACCUGGCUGACAUCAACAUGUCCACUGCAGUAACAGCCAGUCGUAACCCAAGCGGCAGUGAGAAGUCUACCAUCAGCUCCAAUGUACGCAAGCUACGGCAUCUCUUUGAGGAGCAGUCUACCACCACUGGCAAGCCUCCACCUGCCCCAAGACUAGUCAAGACAACCGAUAACAUCAAUGCCAACACCACAACUAGCAAUGCUAGCAAUGCAGCCAAGUCCUCACUGUCUGGGGUUGUACUACGGCACAAAGAAUCAAAGUCAGUACAUGGUCGUCCAAGACCUGCCAGCAAUGAGUAUAAUGUAAACGUUCAACAGCGACUAAGCGGGGACUUUACAGGUGUACCGGUGAAAGGCUCAGGGGAGGGUAGUGGAGAUGACCCAAGGAAGAGGUUCACAAAUGUCCUCAAGAAGUUUGAGGCUGCGAGUAGCCCUCCUAUCCAACGCAGGGCAACAACAGGUCCCAGAAGGACCAGUAGUAGCCCACCUACAAGUCCUCCGGUCUUCAAGAAACGCAUCCAUGAAAAUGUGGACAGAUCUGGAGAGCCGUUUGGGGUUGGUAUCCGCAGGGACUCUGAGUCAGAGGUAUUCGAAUCCGAUGACAAUGUAUCACAUUCCGCUUCAAAUGGUGAUGAAGUAAUAAAUUCAAAGUAUAUACCACCUGUGGCAAAUAUACCUAGUGAAGACAGAUUAAAGGAUUCUCUUCCUAAAGCGAAUGGAGAUGUUAACAGAGAUGUAGAAGCUACCAAAGCCAUACCAAUGGACGUUAGUAAUAAGGAGACUGUCGUAGCUGAAGAAUCUAAGGUUGUCAUGAGGAGAAAUCGCUCCUCAAGGCAAUCAGAGGAUUCCAGUGCUUCCACAAGAAGAUGGAGUUUUGGCCAGUCGGCGAGACCAUUCUCUCGGGAGUACAGUGAUGCAGAGAUUCAUCAUGUAGAUCCACCAAAGAAAAAGGAGAUGCCUGCCUCAGAUAUUAUUGCAAUUAAUCGGCCUGAUAUUGAUUAUGCAGAAAAGUUGAAUGUGGAUGUUGAGAGCAGUCGGCGCAAGAAUGUUCCAGAGGUGCCAUCUAGGAGGUCUAAUCACGCCGCUGCUCAAGAAAGAAGCGUAGACACGAAAAAGCCGCAAACACAAUCGAUUGAUGAUGAGUAUUCAGUUAAUGACAUUCAUGAAGCGUUAAGCCAAUCACCAUAUUCCUCUAAGAACAUUCCCAGUAAGACUGAAGACGUUCCCUUUCCAGAAGUCAAAGCACAGAGCCAUGAACCUGUAAGAGCUACCGUAUCUGGCAAAGUGGAAUCAGCAGGACUUGUGGCUGAGCUGAGUUCUGGAUCCAAGGAGGAGAGACCUGAUAUCGUAUCUGAUCUUCCUUCUGAAGGAUCAUGCUCAUUCCUCUCCCCUACACCCUCUAUGGAAGAUGAUAUCUCUAAGAAUCGCAUCAACCUGACAGCAGAAGCCAUCACGUCUGAUGUAUCUCCUAGGAGUCGUGAUGGUGGUGGUGGUCUAAUCACCUCUGGUGGUGGUGGUGGUGGUGGUGGAGCUAGUACCGACAUCCUUGCCAUGGCCAUGUCCUUACCAGAGUCAACCCUGGACAGCGAUCAAGAAGAAGAAGAUGAAGAAGAGAGAAGCGAGGAUGACGAACCUCCGCACUUUGAACCGGAUGACUCGGACAUCACCGAUGACUCUGAGGAUGCUGUGGGUGGUUACGACCUGAUGAAUGAUAAGGAUGAUGAUGAGGACAUUCGUCACGAGCCUGAUAGUGCUCGUGGAACUCUAGAGGAGCUUGAGGACUCUGUAGAGGAUCAAGGCUAUGAUACAUCAUUCAACAUUGGAGGGUUCAUGCCUGGUGAAACCAGAGCUGGUAGUGAUGAUGAUUCAACGGAACAGUCGUCAUCUUCAGGAGAGGAACAUUCUCCAGAUGAUACGUUAUCUUCACGGAAAAGGGGAAAACCAAAGUCAUACCAGAUACAGAUCCAAGGCUUGUCAGAUACAGAUGAGGUCGAAUCAACACCAAAAACUAAAGCAAAAAGACGUGUCACAUUCAACAACGGACCUGCACAGGUAAGAUGUUUACAUAUUUUGAAUGUAAUGGCAAGGCCUGGUAAGUUUACUUAUAAUCACAAAGCGCAGCAAUCAAUAGGAUAUGUGAUGUAGUUCUAACAAUUGGUAAGAUAGUAAGAUUAACAAAAGAUAUAUGUGUAAAAUUGAAAUAGAUACAUUUAUAUUGUAGCAAUGUCAGGCUGGAAUAUUUUACACAAGAUAUGGAGUCAAGUUUUUGAUAGUAAACACAAUUUCUUUUAAUGAAGACUUAUUGUUCCGUAGUAGAUAAAUAGCUUAGUAAUUUUAGAAAGUGUGAGAGAGAUAGGGAGAGACUGACAGACAGAGAAAGGGGAGAGGGGGAAGGAAGGAAGGGAGAGAGAGAGAGAGAGAAGGGGAUGAUCUAGUGGGAGGAGACAUGUUUCCUAUAGUUUUUGAGAGAGGAGGAAGGAAGAGAGAAAAGCAUGGCACUGCCAAUAGUUUGAAAUCAUCUUCAAAAGGCAUUGAUUCGGAAUCCUAUUGAGGAAUAAAUAUAUUUGAACAUGACCCAGAUAUAAGAUGAGUAUUUAGUACGAGAGUCUCGAUCAAGUACAUCAACCCAUCAGCCUUCAGGCGGAAUGCACACCAAUUCAGGUUAAAUAUGUAUUUAGCUUUUUUCAGCUUCAUGCGGUCAACCAUAUUUCCAUUGCCAAAAACACUGGAAGAAGUACAGAGGCCAGAGAAGGUCGGGAUAAAAGGACAAGGGCGUUGAGUUUUAAACAAAAUCAGAGGUAGAAGAAAGGAAAAUAUAUGAAAGAACAAGAGUUUAACCAAAAAUGAAAAUAAAAGUCAGAGAACAUAGAUAUAAGAAGGACGAGAGAUGCAAAAGAAGGAGGGGCAUAUAUUUAGUUGUUGUUGGUGAAGUAUAUUCCAUGUUGCUGUGCUUUAAGCCAAUCCCAGCCCUUCUCAGCCCGCCCUUCUCUUAAGCAGGUGAAAGGGUAAGCCUUGCCUGGUUGUGACUGAGUUGAUACAAGCACUUAGAGCCUCAAUUCUCUCCCUACGCCUUCCGGUGAUCGAUUGUCUAUCCUCCGGAGACCUUAAGAAUCCAUCGAGGCUGCCUGACUCGCUCUGCUCUGCUCUGCUCUGUAGCUAAGGCUGAUGUGCUCUAGAGUAGGCCAUGGGAUAGGGGGUAUGGACAUACAGGAGAUACAUGUCCUUAACAUGUAGGAAAACAUCACUCAUGUGUGGCAGUCCCAAAUGUAUCAAAGAUUCCUUUUGAAUCUAGAUGGAAAGGAAUUCAUAUAUUUUUGAAAAGUUGCAUAUUUUCUGUUCUGUGCUUGUAUAACGCAGCGUGAUAUUUGUCCUUAAAAAUAAGUUUUGAAUAUAUUUCUUUAGUUGGAAGGAUAGGAGAGAAACCAGGGAUGACAAGUAUGUAAGGAUUAUAUAUGCAUGUAAUGUGAGCUUUGUUUGACAUUAUUCAGACCCAACAACCAAACACUCUCUCUCUCUCUCUCUCUCUCAUACAUUAUUCAAUGGUUCUACAUCACACUACUCUACAUGUCUGGGGUUGGGUGUGUAACCAACAUGGACAAAAAUCAGUUUAGAUGUCAGGUAUGCUUUCAAGACUCUUUUAUCAAGUCUGGAGAGAUCUGGGACUCUUCUCACUAACCCUCAGUAAUGUUGUAUGCAUUGUCAGCUUUACCUAUCUCCUUUUAUCUCCUUGAAUCUCAUUGUCAACUAGACUAGAUUCCAAGAAACAUAGAAACAGUUUGUAUUGGCAACAGCUAUAUUGUGUAGAGAAUAUUAGAAUCCUGCUUCUUUACAAUCUACCUUAGAUUACAAUAUUAACCCAAUGGCAACUGAAGUCUCUAAUUCAUAUAGGCUUGAUACAGGGACUAUGUGUGACAUAUUUGUAGAACCUAUUAUAACACAUCCGAAUUAAUAACAAUAAUUCAUUAAAUCAUCUUCAAAAUAAUUGUUUACAUGUUUAUUUGAAUGCCAUUUAAUUGCAUACUAACAUAAUGUCUGAUGUGAUUCAGCUGAUUAGAAAUGCAGUUAAUGGAAAAUGAAAGCCUUUUCUGUGGGUUAGAUUCAUCUACCUAAAUUGACAUUUUUCGCUUUUGAACUUACAAGUUGUUGCUUUUCAGAAUAUUUCAUUUAAAACAAGGUUUCUUAAGAAAUGUUAUGUCUAACUAUACCUAGUCGAUCAAUUAUUGAUAAGGUUGUAAGCCUAUCUGUCUCUUGUGUUUGCAAGCAGGCCUCUUGAAUAUUUUAUUUUCUGAUGAAGUCAUUUUCUCCUACAUCGUCACUGCAUGGAGAUGAUACUCUGAUACUUAGAGUAGUUGUAUCAGUUCAGUUAAGACUUGCGGGUAUGCAGCCUUCACGGUCACCAGGGAUCAACGACUGUCUUGGCAUUCCUAGUAAACUCAUAAAAUAUAAACUUUGGAACGUUCAAGUUCAUGUUAUAGGGAGCACAGAUUCCGGCAUGAAUACUAUAUGACUGUUGGGAGAUGUUAGAGUAUCUCAUAUAUCAGUGAUUGUCAUUGAACCCAACCGUUUCUUCUGUAUGUGUUCAUGAUUUGUCAAUGUAUUCAUGAAUAAAUUCAGAAAGAAAACCCCCUAUUUUCCAAGGCUACAGAUGGCCGUCUC
Strongylocentrotus purpuratus (purple sea urchin) is the source of this 5228-nucleotide messenger RNA. RefSeq lists its product as uncharacterized. The record is from RefSeq and is a predicted model, not a curated record. Bases 522 to 2717 code for a protein of 731 amino acids. The transcript is spliced from 5 exons. NCBI's taxonomy places the organism in Eukaryota, Metazoa, Echinodermata, Echinoidea, Camarodonta, Strongylocentrotidae.